Vanrija pseudolonga is the source of this 637-nucleotide messenger RNA. It is a transcript of the gene URM1, whose product is annotated as Ubiquitin-related modifier 1. Lineage: Eukaryota; Fungi; Basidiomycota; Tremellomycetes; Trichosporonales; Trichosporonaceae. The record is from RefSeq and is a predicted model, not a curated record. The coding region runs from base 24 to 449 and encodes 141 amino acids. Gene Ontology annotation, cellular component: cytoplasm; nucleus. The transcript is spliced from 3 exons. Gene Ontology annotation, biological process: tRNA thio-modification; protein urmylation. Gene Ontology annotation, molecular function: protein tag activity.
CAGCGCAUAGUGCACCUACGACAAUGGCCGAGGCAGAGACCAAGGUUCCGCUCCCAACAAGUGGGCUGGGAUACGCCAGCUCCAGCGCCGCGCCACCCAGCUCGGCUUCGGCAUCGACCAAGACGCGCGGGCCAGACGACCUCGAGAUCCGGCUCGAGUUUGGCGGAGGACUGCACCUCAUCUUCUCCCAGCAGCCCAAGCACACGAUCUACGUGCCCAAGACUGUCCCCGGUGCCGAGCCACGACCAGCCGACAUCCGCUACCUCAUCGCGUGGAUGAAGGAGCACCUCGUGACGGAGCGAGAGGAAAUGUUUAUCGACGGGGACGGCGUUCGCCCGGGUAUCCUGGUGCUCAUCAACGACGCCGACUGGGAGCUCGAGGACGAGCUCGAGUACCAGCUCAAGGACCGCGACGAGAUCGUGUUCAUCUCGACGCUACACGGCGGAUAGAGUGGUGUUAGGUUCGCCCGCCUGCAUCUACGCACUUGGCAUGUCCCAUAUCAUGUUCAUUUAUACCCUCACUACAUACCGAUGUCAUUGUUGUUCAGCACAGGAGAGGGGGUUGAAGGUGGAGGUGAAGGUUUGGGAGUCGACACACAGAAGACCUGACAGGCCAUCUUGCCUGCAAUCUGCCACUG